Molecule: messenger RNA, 672 nt
Organism: Ectocarpus sp. CCAP 1310/34
Lineage: Eukaryota; Phaeophyceae; Ectocarpales; Ectocarpaceae
Source: the annotation of a GenBank genome assembly
AUGACGACGCAGCCAAUCAAGAUCGGCCACGGCAACAUGGCGGAUACGACUAUCCUUCGACGUAAUCAACAGCAGCCACACCGGGAGACUGCGAAACCGGUCAGCAAGAAAUCCACCAUCACCGGCGCCGCCGGCGCCACUGCCGCGCGCCUUGCCACGGCAGCCCUCGCCCUCACCGCUGCUAGCGCGGCCACCUACGAGGUUUCCCCUGAUGGCGAUCCCAUGACGCUGACCGCAGCGCUAGAGGUGGCCGGUGCAGGCGACACCAUAUCUUUGGGGGACGGGAUCUACCGCGAGCCGCUCGUGACGAUGAACGCCGGUGUGGAGGGCAACCCUCUCGUGAUCGAGGGUGGCAGAGACGCGGUCAUCAACUACUACACCGGCGACAAGAGUAUUAUGUGGUCCCAGAAGGUCGUCGACAUUCGCCACUCGUGGAUCACUCUGCGGGGGUUUACCGUCGACUGUCAGAUAGACGACGCCGAUGACGAGGAAUCGUUCGUGGACAAAUGUAUCUUCGUGGAGGGUCAGGCCGCGCCCGAGGACGUCGAGUACGACGGUCGCACUGUUGAGACCGCCUUGAUUGGCACGGUGAUCGACAGCAUGAAAAUCCAGAACUGCGGGUGCGUGCUUGCGUGCGUAUUGCACUCAGAGGGGGUUGGCACUCACCGGUAA